AUGGGGUCCGCCGUCGCCGACACCAUCUACACGCCGAUACACGAAGCCGGUCGCUGUGCGAUCCGAGGCCAUUGUGGUUCGAAGAGCAUGUUUGGCGGCCAGCUGCCUUGCGUCGACAAUGGACUCGCCGAGGAGCCCGACGCCAAGUUGCGCCAGCAAUUGACUGAGCUCUGUGGCCCGAAAUGGUCUCAGGGUCCUGUCUGUUGCAACGCCGAGCAGGUCGACACGCUCAAAUCCAAUCUACAGACAGCAAAUCAGAUUAUUUCGACAUGCCCCGCGUGCAAGGACAACUUCUACAACAUGUUCUGCACCUUCACCUGUUCUCCCGACCAGUCGCUCUUCAUCAACGUGACAGGGACAAUGGAGAAGAAUAAGAAGACGCUGGUGACCGAACUGGAUCAGCUGAUCUCGGAAGAGUACGGGAUAGGGUUCUACGACAGCUGCAAGGACGUCAAGUUUGGGCCGACAAACUCGAGGGCGAUGAACUUGAUUGGGGGUGGUGCCAAGGACUACACACAGCUACUCAAGUUUCUCGGCCAGGAGCGGUUUGGGGGUUCGCCCUUCCAAAUCAACUUCCCGACAAGCUACGCGGACAAAGAUAUGAACCCGCUACCGAUGAAACCGAAGAAAUGCAACGAUGAGGAUCCCAACUUCCGUUGCGCCUGUAUCGAUUGCCCCGCCGUUUGCCCAGAGCUCCCGGCCGUCGAAGAGGCGGGAUCCUGCCACGUUGGGGUCCUGCCAUGCCUGUCGUUUGCGUCUAUCCUCACAUACAGCGUGUUUCUGUUCUUCACCCUCGUGGUGCUCUUGCUCAGCGCCGGCUGGUUUCAUUUUGAGAUCGAAAAGGACCCAGCCCGUCUGUGGGUGAGCCCGACUUCGGAGGCAGCUCAGGAAAAGGCCUUUUUCGAUGACAACUUUGGCCCGUUCUACCGAACCGAGAAGAUCUUCCUUGUGAACGACCUGAACGCCUCGGCCCCUGGGCCAGUGUUGGACCGUGACACCCUCCUUUGGUGGUUUGAUGUUGAGGCGAGUGUCCGAAAUCUCAGGGGAAGCAAGUAUGAGAGCACUCUCCAGGACCUUUGUCUCAAACCCACCCACGAUGCCUGCGUUGUUCAGUCAGUCGCGGCAUACUUCCACAACGACCCCGCGGAGGUUGAUCGCCUCAACUGGAAGGCCAAGUUGAGAGAAUGCGCCGACUCACCGGUCAACUGCCGCCCUGAUUACGGUCAACCCUUGGAACCGAAUAUGAUUCUCGGAGGUUACGCGGAGUCUGGUGACCCCGCCGACGCCACAGCCAUGACAGUGACCUGGGUUCUGAACAACUACCCAGAAGGGUCUCCCGAGGCAGACCGCGCCAUGGAUUGGGAAGAGGCUCUGAAGAAUCGACUGCUGGAACUUCAAGAUGAAGCCAGCGAGCGGAACCUCAGGCUCUCCUUCUCCACCGAAAUCAGUCUGGAGGAGGAGUUGAACAAGUCAACCAACACCGACGCCAAGAUCAUCGUCAUUAGCUACAUCAUCAUGUUCCUGUACGCUUCGAUUGCUCUCGGGUCUACAACGCUGUCGUUCCGAGAGCUCCUCCGCAAUCCUUCCAUCUCUUUCGUGGAAUCCAAGUUCACUCUCGGCGUGGUGGGGAUUGUCAUCGUGCUUAUGUCCAUCACGGCGUCUAUUGGACUGUUCUCCUGGGUGGGCCUCAGGGCGACCCUUAUCAUCGUCGACGUCAUUCCCUUCAUUGUGUUGGCCGUCGGCGUGGACAACAUUUUCCUCAUCGUCCACGAGUUUGAGCGGGUAAACAUCAGCCAUCCUGAUGAUGUGGUCGAGGUCAGGAUCUCCCGCGCGCUUGGCCGCAUGGGUCCUUCGAUUUUGUUUUCGGCCAUCACCGAGACCGCAUGCUUUGCGCUAGGCGCAUUUGUUGGCAUGCCGGCUGUGCGCAACUUCGCCAUCUAUGCGGCUGGCGCCGUGUUCAUCAACGCGAUCCUCCAGGUCACCAUGUUCGUCUCGGUUCUCACGCUCAACCAGAUUAGAGUUGAGGACUUCCGCGCGGACUGCUUCCCCUGCGUACAGGUCAAGUCAGCGAGGAUCCACCUGAACGCUAACGGCGGGAACCACGGGGCUCGGUUCUACGAGGCACCAUCGGAAAGCUUGCUGCAACAGUUCAUUCGCAAGUCGUACGCUCCUAGGCUGCUGGGGAAGAAAACCAAGGCGGCUAUCAUUGCCAUUUUCCUGGGUAUCUUCGCUGCCGCGGUCGCGUUACUCCCCGAGGUUGAGCUUGGACUGGAUCAGCGGGUCGCGAUCCCCGACGACUCUUACUUGAUUCCGUACUUCAACGAUCUUUACGAUUACUUCGACUCCGGUCCGCCUGUCUAUUUCGUCACGCGCGGAUUCAACGGUACCGAGAGGGAACAGCAGCAAAAGAUCUGCUCUCGCUUCACCACCUGCGAGCAACUGUCUCUUACCAACAUCCUCGAGCAAGAGCGGAAGCGGGAGGAGGUAUCCUACAUCGCAUCCCCGACGGCCGGCUGGAUGGACGACUUCUUCCAGUGGCUAAACCCCGAUAACGAGCAGUGCUGCGUGGACGGCCGCAAGCCCUGCUUCUGGCGGCGCGACCCGACAUGGAACAUUAGCAUGGCCGGCAUGCCUGAAGGCGACGAGUUCGUUCACUACCUCGAGAGGUUCCUCACUGCGCCAACCACUGAGGACUGCCCCCUCGCCGGUCAAGCCUCGUAUGGCUCGGCCGUCGUCGUCGACGCGGAUCACACCACCAUCCGCGCCAGCCACUUCCGCGCUAUGCAUUCUCCUCUCCGCAGUCAAGACGACUUCAUCAAAGCCUACGCAUCGGCCCGCCGCAUCGCGCGCGAUGUCAGCGCCAGCACGGGACUCUCCGUCUUUCCCUACUCCAUCUUUUACGUCUUCUUCGACCAAUACGCAACCAUCGUCCAGCUGACGGCCGCCCUCCUCGGCUCGGCCGUCGCCGUCGUCUUUGUGGUAUCCGCCAUCCUGCUCGGCUCAGUCCUCACCGCUGCAGUGGUGACCGUCACGGUGAGCAUGGCGCUAGUCGAUAUCCUCGGCGCCAUGGCGCUCAUGGGCGUCAGCCUGAACGCGGUGUCGCUGGUCAAUCUGAUCAUCUGCGUGGGCAUCGCGGUCGAGUUCUGCGCCCACAUCGCGCGCGCCUUCAUGUUCCCCAGCCGCACGUUCAUGGAGCGGGCCCGCAACCGGUUCCGCGGCCGCGACGCGCGCGCCUGGACCGCGCUUGCCAACGUCGGCGGCAGCGUCUUCUCGGGCAUCACCAUCACCAAAGUGCUCGGCGUCGCUGUGCUCGCCUUCACCCGCAGCAAGAUCUUUGAGAUCUACUACUUCCGCGUGUGGGUGGCCCUGGUGAUCUUUGCCGCCACCCACGCGCUCGUCUUCCUGCCUGUCGCCCUGUCGCUGUUCGGCGGCGAGGGCUAUGUCGACCCGGAGAGCGAGGGCGGGCUGGAGGAGGACCUCGCCAGUCGCCGGUAUCGCGGCCUGGCGUCGGGAGAGGGGUCGGAUUCGGAAGAUGAGGAGAACUAG
Molecule: messenger RNA, 3546 nt
Organism: Chaetomium globosum CBS 148.51
Lineage: Eukaryota; Fungi; Ascomycota; Sordariomycetes; Sordariales; Chaetomiaceae
Exons: 2
Coding region: 1-3546 (1181 amino acids)
Cellular component (GO): membrane
Source: RefSeq, a predicted model, not a curated record